Fonsecaea erecta is the source of this 351-nucleotide messenger RNA. RefSeq lists its product as hypothetical. NCBI's taxonomy places the organism in Eukaryota, Fungi, Ascomycota, Eurotiomycetes, Chaetothyriales, Herpotrichiellaceae. The transcript is spliced from 2 exons. The record is from RefSeq and is a predicted model, not a curated record. Bases 1 to 351 code for a protein of 116 amino acids. Gene Ontology annotation, molecular function: oxidoreductase activity.
AUGGCCGACAAAAUCGUCUGCGUCGUCGCUUACCCGUCGACCACAAAGGACGGCAAGCCCGCCCGCUUUGACAUGGACUACUACCUCAAGACGCACAUGGGCGAGAUCAUCGAGCGCGACUGGAAACCGUUUGGCAUGGGCAAGUGGACCGUCGCGGCCAUGGGCGCCGAGGACUCCCUCGACGGCAAGAGACCCCCUUACAUGGUGACGGCGACGAUCGAGUGGGACCGCCUCGACGACCUGAAGCAGGCCCUGGCCAAGGGCAGCGAGGCCUCGGGCAAGGACGUCGCCAACUACACCGACGUGUUUCCCGAGAUCUGGGUCAGCCGGGUCACGGGCACAAGCAGUUAG